AUGUCACCAAAUCUUCCUAUUACAUUUCCUCUGGGUUCUGAGGAAAAACUCCUUCGCGUCUCAACUACUGAGGGUUACAAUCUCGUUGAGUACACCAGUGCUCCUGACAAUCGUUACACACCUGAAUUUAUCGAUGCUUAUCUCGAAGCCUUAGCAUUUAUUCGGAUUCACUUGGAGCCCAAAGUUCUCAUCACUACUUCGGUGUUUCCCAAGUUUUUCUCAAAUGGACUUGAUUUUGAGAGGGCCAUUGUCACAGAGGGCUUCAUGCCGGACAGAUACUACCGUUUGAUGAGAGCUGUAAUGGAAUUUCCUCAGCCUACAAUUGCGGUUGUCAAUGGCCAUGCCUUUGCAGCUGGGUUCAUGAUUGCCGCUUGUCACGACUUCCGAAUUAUGAAUCCAAAUAAAGGAUAUCUCUGUAUGAAUGAAGUUGAGUUUGGAGCUCCUAUCUUACCGCCGAUGAUGUCAAUUUAUAGAGUUAAAUUUGGUACUGCAAUCACUCAAAAGAUUACUUUGCAAGCUCACAGAUUUACAGCCAAAGAGGCUCUAGCAAACAAGCUUAUCGAUGGAUUAGGGGGAAUGGAAGAGGGUAUUGCUUUAGCUGAAAAGCUGUCAAAGUUUGCAAAUGCUGUUUCAUAUGCUGCCAUCCGGAAGGAACUUCUUAAAGAAGUUAUUACUGACACACUCUCAUUCGAACAAGAUACUGAGAGACUCACCCAAAGACAGGAGCUGGAGGAUGAUUACUAUGAAAAGAAGGGUGCUGAGAUAGAAAAGAAACUGGCUAAACUUUAA
Messenger RNA from Sugiyamaella lignohabitans, 789 nucleotides. RefSeq lists its product as uncharacterized. The record is from RefSeq and is a predicted model, not a curated record. Bases 1 to 789 code for a protein of 262 amino acids. Gene Ontology annotation, molecular function: delta(3)-delta(2)-enoyl-CoA isomerase activity; enoyl-CoA hydratase activity. Gene Ontology annotation, biological process: fatty acid beta-oxidation. Lineage: Eukaryota; Fungi; Ascomycota; Dipodascomycetes; Dipodascales; Trichomonascaceae. Gene Ontology annotation, cellular component: peroxisome. The transcript has a single exon.